AUGGCAAGGUCGCGGACGUCAACGACGAUGCUACUCGAUCCCUCGGGCUCCACAGUGCCCGAGAUGCUGUUAUCACAACCGGCGGACGGCGGCCACCUGCGGGAAGAAGCUGGAGGAGCUAAUGGUGCCCCAACGGGUUGUACUAACGCGACAGUGGGACGGACCCGGGCGACGUCAAAGAAGCGAGAUGGACAUACGAAGGUGUACUACCAGGGUUUCUCGUACGCUCGGGCGAGCAUUACGAGCGUCAAGAUCUCGUAUCGUUGUAGCUCGUAUCGACAGAAAUGCAAGGCACGAUUUGUGUACAUGGCUGCCACGGCAUCGUUCGACUUCAGUGAACUCGUCCCCCACACCUGUCGAUCGGGCGCUGCACUUCAAAGCAGGACCGCUCAAGCUGAUGGGAGCCCCUGUGAAGAUGUGAGCGAGGCUGUACUAGAGGAGGUCGACCAGCUCGCUGUUGAAACGAAUAUGACCCAACGGGAUAUCUGGCUGCACGUUAUGGAGAAAUUCUACAUGCAGUCGGGGCCUCCGGUCCGUGGGGUAUCCAAGAACGCGGUUGAAAAUCGAGUGAGGUAUGCUCGAGGAAAAGAAACCGGUGGCAACCGCAAUCGAUCUGUUGAGCUCCCUCCUAUGUCAAAAGUGAGAGGAUCCAUGCAGGGAUUUUUUCAGUUCCAGUACUCGUGGCACGAUGAUAUGAAGGCGCAAAAAGACUCGGUCGGUGUUGAUCGAGUUUUGGCAUGGGCGCAUCCUGAGCUGCGCAAUCUGCUGCGCUUCGAGAACCUGUCGUGGUUCCUUGACGGCACGUUUCGGUCCACCUCCAUGCAGAAGGAGCAUUAUAUCAAGCUGUUGCGCUGUAUCGAGGACUGCGACGGUCUGAAGUUGACUCCUAAGGAAGUCGUGUGUGAUUUCGAGGCCGCUCUCAUCGGCGCACUACGAGCAUACUUCCCCGACAUCCGUAUCAUCGGAUGUUUGUUUCAUUUUAAACAAGUGUGUCGCCGAAAGCUGAAGGAGUACCAGAUACCAAGAGACGAAGCCAAGCUAGCAAUGGCCCCAAAUGUCUUUGACAUUUUGACGGUGAUCGACCCAAGUAACAUCGAAGUUCAAGGGAUUGCGUGGGUCAAGGCCAAGAUUAAAAAAGUUUGUGAGGCGAAGCAUAUGACCUACUCUCGCAGAAAGUGGCGUAAGGUUUGGGAUUACUUCCGACGGACUUGGCUAGAAAUGUUUCCGCCAACGUAUUGGAACGUGUUCGGCAUGCGUCGUGACAUUGUUAGUAGAACUAACAACCCUCUCGAGCGCUUCCGCCGGCAUCUGAACGGGAAGAUCAAAGCUCCACACCCUGCCAUGAGCAGCUUCGUCGACACGCUAGAAGGUAUUUCUCGCGAAUAUGUGGCGCAGCGUGUUGCUAUCCAGUCCGGACUCGCCAGGCCACCUCAACGGAAACGUUUCCAGCUGCCGCGUGCGCCGCAGUUGCCUGAGGUCGGCGACAUCGUGGAUUCGGAGGAAAGCGAAGACGAAGACGAGCAGCCUACCAUCGCCACGGAUGACCCUGCAUCCUGCUCAAGUGCGCCGGGUUCAGAGGACGACGUUGCUGAGAUGGAUCACGAUACGGCAGACUACAGUCCAGAUAACUCAUUUGACUACGACGGCGAUGCAUCAGCAAUUGUAUAA
This is a messenger RNA of Phytophthora sojae, 1668 nucleotides long. RefSeq lists its product as hypothetical. The coding region runs from base 1 to 1668 and encodes 555 amino acids. The transcript is spliced from 2 exons. Lineage: Eukaryota; Oomycota; Peronosporomycetes; Peronosporales; Peronosporaceae. The record is from RefSeq and is a predicted model, not a curated record.